Molecule: messenger RNA, 7724 nt
Organism: Cyprinus carpio (common carp)
Lineage: Eukaryota; Metazoa; Chordata; Actinopteri; Cypriniformes; Cyprinidae
Exons: 11
Coding region: 667-7278 (2203 amino acids)
Biological process (GO): protein secretion; neurotransmitter receptor transport to postsynaptic membrane; cellular response to insulin stimulus
Cellular component (GO): plasma membrane; dendritic spine; synaptic vesicle
Molecular function (GO): GTPase activity; GTP binding
Source: RefSeq, a predicted model, not a curated record
UGUACCAAUGCAUUAUUUCAAGUUGAACAAACAAUGUAUUGUUAACAAACAUGAAUAAGUAAUGAACAGUAGAUUUAUGAAUUAAAUAACCUAUAAUGCUGCAACCACCGUUUUUUGAAGAAAGGCAUUUCAAGUAAAAAAAAAAUGCUUAAUAUGAACCUAUUUUGGUUCAUUUGACUAUCAUAGUAUUUUGUAGUUUUAAAUUAUAUCAUAGGCUAUUGGGUUGCAUUAGUAAGCUUUAAAAUGUGCACUAAAGGGCCAGCAGAGGGCUGUGCUGUUUUGGGCAUGUUUGAGAAAUGUGAAUGUACGAUCUUGUAAACUCAAAAAGAAAAAAAAAUAAUGAAUUUUACUCAUGGUUCAAACAUGCACUUAGACUGUACCAUCACAAAAUUGGAAAGAUAAAAAAAAAAAAUGCUUAUGUCGUUCACACAGCAAGAAGAAUUAGCAGCUCUCUUCGUGAAAUAUGUACUGUAGGUUCACACUUAACUUAUGUUGCAAUUUCUGUCAACAACACAGGAAGUUGAGGGUAGCAGCAAAAAGGAAGCUACAUGAGCUCAGCCUUCUUCAAAAGUGAAACACAGGCACCUUAAACUUUUGAGCUUUGUGCUCUGCUAAAACACCCAAGACUGCAAAGUGGAAGGAUCCCUGAAAGGGGCACCGGAAGCCAUGUCAGACAGAAAAUCCAAGAAGAACCAGAGGCUUGGUUCAUCACGACGAGGUCCUAAAGGUUUUAACAGAAAUAUUGAGAAAGAUGAUGAUGAUGAUGGGUUUCAGCAGAUUGCAGAGUCUGGGGAUGGGCAAAAUCAAUUUCACACCACCAGUGAUUACCAUGCAACCCAGUUUGAUCAUCCACCAAGCUCAAGCAUUGAACAACAAACAUCUCCAUUAGAAUGUCCUCCACAUGCAAGGAGUCACAAGGAUUUACUCAAGGAGACUGAACUGCCAGAACGGAAAAGAAAAAUGGGUUCCACUCGCAAGAGUACUGGUAGGUUUAAAGGUGAGAGAAAUCUUGAUGAUAUGGGGACCACUGAAGAGUUAGAUGAAGAAUAUGUAACUCAACCAAACACAUCAACCACUGAGGAACAACAUGCUUCUCUAACAGAAGAACAAUCAAAUUUUCCUUCUGAUUUAUCACUUCAGACCAAAAGUUCUGGUUUUGGAAAGGACUCUGGAACAACUCUUAUGUUUGCAGUUUCAGAAAAUAAAGAAAAAGGUACAAUCCACCAUCAAGAAAUAACCUCUCAUUCACAUGAGGUAGUAAGUGAUAUGCCUAUAGACGAGGCAAUGGGGCCAUCUGUCCAUUCUAUUGCUGUCACAGUAGCUGAGUGUGAGUUGUUAAGGGAGGAUUCAGUCAUGUUUAAUGAACCAAAAAUAUUCAGUCACCAAGAAACCCAAAAAGCCAGUACCUCUGGACAAAAAAGAAGGAUGGGCUCAACCCGCAGACCUCUCAGAGGGCAAAACAGUGAAAAUGUAGGUGUGCAAGAACAUUCACAAAACAUGGCUGAGAAUGAAAAGAAAGCAAAAGUCAUGGGCGAAGCAAAGCUGGAAAUGUCAGAAGAGAUGGCGCAAAUAUGGGAUGAUGUGGCAAGAGAUGAUCCAUCGUCCCACACAGAAUCAGCUUUGCUUUUAAGUCAGUCUCUAUUGGCCAAUAGAGCUGAGCAGAAAGAGCCUGACGUUUUGGCUGGAACUGAAACUAUGAACCAACCAGUUGCUUUUCCCCUUGUUGAUUCAGAAAAACCCCUACCUGAAACAUCUAGCCACCAUGGGACUCCAUUACUGAACGAGGCAUUGGAUUUUAAGUUUGGUUCACACACUGAGGAUUUAGAUGUUCUAAACAAAGUUUUGAAAGAAGCAGGAGGUCAUUUAAGUGAUAACAGCCAACAUGUGUCUGAUACAAGAAAAGAUACAAACCCAUCUUACGACUUUAGAGAUGAAAACACAGAAACCAAGAAGGAGGUUCUAAAGCAGAAAGAGGAAACACAAUUAGAGGAACUUGCGUUGCAUGAUCAAGAAUCUUCAUUAGGUCAGCAUGACAUAGCUACUACUAAUAACUAUGAUGGUUCUAUGGUUCAACGUAUAGUUGGAGGAAGCAGAAGUUUUGAUAUGCCUGUGUCUAAUAUUAGCCACGCUGUACCCCCAAAAACCAAUUUUCCACAUGAGAUGAGGGAUGUUGUUGAAGAAAGGCAAGAGAUUCAUAUAGAAAUGAAACAAGACAAUAAUGUUUUUAAUGUUGCUUCAGUAACAUGUGAUACUCUGACUAAUUUAGUGUGUAUUACGGAAGAUGAGGAAGAUCCCCACAUUUUAGCAACGAUAGAAAAAGAGAAUAUGAGUGAUGAAAGAGGAUCUGAAACAGAACAUGCAUUUGAAAUGAUAGACCAGGGUAAUGUAAGAGAUCACAAUGUAACACAAAUAAUAAUGGAUGUAAGAGAUCAUGAAAAAGAUGGAGAAACAAGCACAGAGACCAUUUGGAUUUCACACCAGGAACCGUGUGAUGUUUUAACUGAAAAUGAGGAGCUAUAUAAAGGACAAGAGCAUUAUUCGUCAAAUACAUCUCUAACACACAGUCCAACACAAGAUGAUGCUGCGAAGAUGCUAGAAAAUGAGGAGGUUAGAAAAGACAAAAAAGAGACUGAGAAUACUGCAGUUAAUGAUGUGACCUCAAAGUCAGAGGAAAUGUUUAGUUUUGAAGACUCAGCAACAGAUACAGGAUCUCACGCACAACGACAACUGUUUAUGCAAUCUCCUGUUAAAGAAGGCUAUGACUUGCAUGAAAAUUUGAACGAGAAACAUGAAAAGGAAGAAAUACUUUUCAGUGUAGAAUCAGAGAAUGUAGCUUUUGAUAGAGGCAAUGAGAGAAGUGAAGGAACAGACGGAAUUAAGGAGAUGGAUGCAGCACCAGUGCUGACAUUAGAUGUGGGAGAUGCAGACCUACAUUUAGAAAUUGAAGCACAGAACAAAACAUUUGACUCAAACAGUGAAGCAGAUGGAACAGAGGAGAAUAUCAGUGGUGCUAGUCUUUUAGUCAGAGAAAAUAAAGUUACUGGAAAUACAGUAGAGAGUAUUAUGACUACUGAGUUAGAUUUUCUUCAAACUUCUGAUGCACACGUGGAAGCAUCGAAAGUAUCUGAAAAUGCUGAGAAAGAGGUUUCAGGAGAAACCAUUCUCAAGCAAAGUGACAUCAACAUCAUUCCUGAUAAUUCUCAUGAAGAGGAGGCACAUGCAAAAUCAAGUCCAGUUAUUCAGAAGAGAAAAAUGGGCUCAACUCGUAGACCUCUCAAAGGCAAUAAAGGACUAAGAAAAGGUCAUGAUGAAAAAGAAAUCUUCAUUGUGGAGGAUGAACCCAGUCCAGAUGAAUCCAGACAUACUGCCUUGAGUAGCUGUGACAUUUCAGAAUCACAAACUUUCAAAAAAAUCCAUGCAGGGUCCCAGGAAAAUACUGGAGAUGUUGAUAUAGCACCAGCAGAGGGAGACACAGAAUCACACUCAGAAAACAAAACGUUUGACUCAACAGCAUUUGAAGGAGAAGCAACAGAAGAAAACAUAUGUAAAGCUAGUGUUUUAGUCAGAGAAGUUGAGUUUAUUGGAGAUGCAGUUAUAGUGGAGAGUAAUAUUACUACUGAGUCAGAAUUGAUUCAAAAUAACACUUCCUCUGAAGCAAAACUGGAAGCAUUAAAAGUAUCUGACAAUGUUGUGUAUGAAGUUCUAGAAGAAACAGAUGCAAUUCCCACGCAAAGUGACACCACAGUCAUUCCUGAAGAUACUCAGAAAGAGGAGGCACACUUAAAAUUAACAGUUACUCACAAGAAAAAAAUGGGCUCAACACGUAGACCUCUCAGAGGGAACAAAGGACAAAGAAAAGAAAUAGAACAUCAUGAUGGAAAUGAGACACUUGACAGUGAGGGUAUGAUCAAUGCAGAAAAAGAAACAAUUAGUUUGCAGAAUGAACCCAGUUCAGAUGAAUCUACAUUACAAAGUUUAAAAGAUGGAGCUAAAGAACAGGAGAUGGAAAUAUGUGAGAAGAAUGAUGUUGAUCCUGUUGAAGAGUCUGAAUCCACUCUCCUGCAGUCAUCAUGUACUUCAGAUUUAGUGUCUGAAGAAUCCACUGCAAUAAGUAUCUGUCACAUCACAGAAUCACAAACCCUCACAAAAAUUGAUGAAGAGUCCCAGGAAAAUACUGCAGAUGCUGAAAGAGUGCCAGCAGAGGACGACAAAAACUUACAAUUAGAAAUUGUCUCACAGAACAAAACAUCUGACCCAACAACCAGAGAAGCAGAAGAAACAGAAAAGAACAUACAUGAUGCUACUGUUUUAGUCAGAGAAGUUGAAGUUAUUGGAGAUACAAAUACAGUGGAGAGUAAUAUGACUAAUGAUUCAGAAUUUCUUCAAAGAUCUCCUGAUGCACACAUGGAAGCAUUGAACGUAUCUGAAAAGGCAGAGAAAGAAGUUUCAGGAGAAAUAAACACAAUACCUGAACAAAGUGACAUCAGCAUCAUUCCUGCAGAUUCUCACAGAGAAGAGACACACUCAAAAUCAAGUCCAGUUAUUCAGAAGAGAAAAAUGGGCUCAACUCGUAGACCUCUCAAAGGGAAUAAAGGACUAAGAAAAGGUCAUGAUGAAAAAGAAAUCUUCAAUGUGGAGGAUGAACCCAGUCCAGAUGAAUCCAGACAUACUGCCUUGAGUAGCUGUGACAUUUCAGAAUCACAAACUUUCACAAAAAUCCAUGCAGGGUCCAAGGAAAAUACUGGAGAUGUUGAUAUAGCACCAGCAGAGGGAGACACAGAAUCACACUCAGAAAACAAAACAAUUUACUCUCCAGCAUUUGAAGGAGAAGCAACAGAAGAGAACAUCUGUGCAGCUAGUGACACUUCCACUGAUGCAAAACUGGAAUCAUUGAUAUCUGAACCUGCUGAGAAUGAAAUUUCAUUAAAAACAGACAUCAUUUCCAAACAAAGUGUUCCCAAUAUCAUUCCUGAAGAUCUUCAUGGAGACGAGGUACACACAAAACUGAAUCUUAAUGUUCAUAAGCGAAAAAUGGGCUCAACACGUAGACCUCUUAAAGGGAACAAAGGACAAAGAAAAGGGGAUGACCUAUCUGAAGUGAGUGAGGAAAAGGGAAUGGACAAUACUGGAGAUGACAGUAACAGUCUGACUGAGGCAAUUCAUCUCAAGGAGGGGACAAAGGACAAAUUUGUCAUGACAGUUAGUCAUGAAGAUGUUCAUCAGAUUGUGUUAGAGCCCGAACAGACUGAAAACACACACAAUGUUAUUCCUACACAAGAACUAAGAGCCACUCAGGAUGAUGUUGUUCAUGAAAACAACUCUCAAAAAAUACCUGCCACACAAGAAAAGAGGCGAAAGAUGGGCUCAACCCGGAGAAAUCCUGGAGCAAUGCAUGGGAAAAAUAUGGCCGAUAAUGAAGAUGUACUUGUUGUAGCAGAGGAUAGAGAAACUAAGAAAGCAGAGGAUGGUUUAGAAGAAGAAUUAAGCAUCAGUCAGUCCAAGGACAUGUCUUCAGUCAGUAGCACAGAUCUUGAUUCAGAAAUGUUAGCUAGUGUAACUGAUUUAAAAGUUGAAAAUGAUCAUCUGAACAGUUCUAGAUCAACAGUGCCUGAAACACAUGAAAAUACCCUUCAAAUAUGUGAUAAUCAAUUAGUAAAUGCUGAUGUUACCAAACAUCCACAGUCAGAGACUGUUACUAUUGAGAAGAGAAGAAAGAUGGGCUCGACUCGGAAGAAUCUCAGAGAAGGAGGAAUACGAGGAAAAAGAGAUGGACAUGAGGACACAGAAAUUGAAGACACAGAUCUGCAAAUGUCUCAGGGCUCUGAAAUGAGCUUAGUAAGAGAAGAUGUAAGACAACAGACAACUCAUGAUUACUCUAAUCAGCCAGCGGAUUCACUUCUCAGUGAGAUAGAGAGAGCUUUAAACAAGACGUCUCUAAGUUCAUUGAGUUGUGACUGGGAAUUAAUUGUCAAAGAGCCAAACCCAGACAGCUUAGCCAAUGCUCCUGAUCUCAAUAUGCCAGAAAACUCAGAAAUCAAAUCUCUUCAGCCAAUGCCAUCGGCUCACAGUGCACCCAACUCACCAGGACGAAGAAGAAAAAUGGGUUCAACUCGCAAAAAUCCAAGACAGCAGCUCAACGCAGAAAGGGAGGAGGAAGACAAAGAGGAUGGGGAGAUAGAUGAGAACUCAAAGACAAAUAAGCAAGAAAAGAAGGACCUUGAAAGAGCUGAGGCAUCUGUAGUGCAUAAUAUUACUGAAAACAAACUGAAUAAAGAGUAUCUCGAUGUCUCUAGUGCACACACUAGUAGCAAUCAGCUAGAAGAGACCACUAACCCUGUUAGCCAAGAAAAGACGUCUCCAUCAACUAAAAGGAAGUUUGGGUCCAGGCGUGCUAAUAAGAGCAAACAAGGCCUUGGUAGGUUGGCUGAUUCUGAUUUUGGGAAUGAAUUAGAAGAUGGAGAUCAUAAACCAGACAGCUCUGAGGUCAAGGACAAGCUGCACAGUGAUGACUUAGCGGUUUGUGAUCCGUGCCUCACCUUACAACCAGAGAAUCAACCAGCUUCUGAGCAGAGGAACAUGGAAGCCAAAAAUGAAGAAGCUGCUUCAAAGGGCACUGAUGCUGGUCUCGUUUCUUUGGACCAAAUCAUAAAACAUGAUAGGACUGGAGCUAAGCAGACAGUAAAUUUAAAGAACAGGAUUUCAGAUACUGAAGUAGUUCAGUUUAAUGUUGUCAUGGUGGGAAACAGCUGUGUGGGAAAGACUUCCUUCAUAAGACGCUUCCAUGAAGGCCAGUUCACUGAGGAUUACCGCUCCACUAUUGGUGUUGACACCUUUAAAGAAACUGUUGAGCUGCCUGACAGAACUGUUAGACUGCAAAUAUGGGACACAGCAGGUCAAGAGAGGUUUCACAGCAUCACCACACAACUGUUCCACAAGGCUGAUGGGCUUCUGCUCAUGUAUGAUAUCACAUGUUCAAAGAGUUUUAUUUCUGUACGAGAUUGGAUCUCUCAAGCUCGGGAAAGGGCCCCUGAUGAUGUCAUCAUGAUGUUGCUUGGAAACAAAAAUGAUUCUGUAAAUCGUGAAGUCCAGAUUCAGGAAGGGGCAGAUCUGGCCAGAGAGUAUAACAUACAUUUCAUGGAGUGCAGUGCUGCAGCUGGGGUGAAUGUGUCAGAAUCCAUGAGAAGUCUUGCAGAGAUGUUAGUGCAGCGCAAGUCAGAGAAGGAGAAACACACAACAUUGAGAAGAGAAGCACCACAGAAGAAAUCUGGUUGCUGUUGAAAACACACUCCCACACACACAACAUGCAAGACCAUUCAAACCUUUGGCAUUGUCCUGUUGAAAGACCCAGUCAUUACUGCACAGAUGAGGGCCCUCCGUCAAGAGGGAUGCCCUCUGCAACAUGUCCACAUCCACCCGCCGUUUGACGCCCCUGCACAACCUGAAGCUCCAUUAUCACAUUGAAGGAAAAAGCACCCCAGAUCAUGAUGGAGCCUCCUCCACUGUGCCCUGUAGAAAACAUCUCCAGUGAGAUCUCUGUGUCAUGCCAAUAACGUUGGAAGCUAUCAGGACCAUCAAGGUUAAAUUUUUCUCAUCAGAGAAUAAAACUUUCUUCCACCUUUCAGUGUCCCAUGUUUGGUGUUCCCUUGCGAAUUCCAAACGGGCAAGUUUGUAACGUGGGAGGAGACAUGGCCUUUGAAGACGUUUUCUGUUCUUUAAGCCUUUCU